GGCAUUCGACGGAACGCGGGGCCGCGGGUUAUACCCCGUGCCUCAGCAUUCUCAAGAGCCUAAUUUUGGCUUUUGCCCCGCAUACCCCUUCGACCGAACUCUCUCUCAUUUUCCUAAAUUCAUUUCCCGCAUAACCCUUUGACGCCAAGAUCCGUCGCCUGCUGCACCACUGAACUCCCUCAAGUCCCCCACUCUCAGAGCCACGUUUCCUUCAUCACUGCCCUCCCGCAUUCUUCCAUUCCUUCUUCUUCGGCGAUCUCGCAGAUGAUCUUUAUGUAAUUAUCCCAAAUUCUCUCCUAAAAGUUGCCCCGUUGCCAAAUUUGUUCGCCAAUUUCAUCUCUCUGGAGGUUAAUGAACAGCUCGAAUUUUCAACAUUUUAUCAAGAAAUGUGGAAAUCUUAAACAGGCUCAGCAGCUCCACGCACAAGCCAUUUUCCAAGCUCUUCAUCCCUGCCACCAACCUUUUUCCUGCCAAAUCCUCAACGCUUAUGCCCGGCUCGGCUGCGCCAUCGACGCCUACAAGGUAUUCGAUCAAAUUCCCAAACCGGACAUCGUCUCCCUCACCAGCCUCAUCUCCCUCCAAUUACAGUGCAAUCAGCCCCAUAAAGCCAUCUCCGUAUUCUGCAAUAUUAUCUCUUCUGGUAUCCAGCCUGAUGGUUUUGCCAUUGUUGGAGCCCUCUCUGCAUCCACUAGGCUCUGUCAUCUCGAACUCGGUAGAAAGGUCCAUGCUUUGAUCUAUCGGCAUGAAUUGUUCUCUGAAAGUGUCAUAGACAAUGCCCUUAUCGACAUGUACUCAAAAACUGGGAAUAUUCUUUCAGCUGAGGCCGUCUUUGCUGGUAUGAUUAGCAGAGACGCAGUCUCUUGGAGCACCAUGCUGAAUGGGUAUGCUAAAUGUGGUGGUAUGGGAUCUGCAGGUAAGCUUUUUGAUGAAAUGCCGAGCAGAGACACAGUUUCUUGGACAGUGAUGAUCACUGCUCAUGUGCAGCACAAGCAACCAAUAACUGCUCUGAAGCUCUUCCAUGAGAUGAAUUUGGAAGGUCAUCAACCCACAAUAAUCACAAUUGUCAGUGUUUUAUCAGCUUGUGCUGAUGUAGGGGCAUUGGACCUUGGUCGCACAAUUCAUGGGUAUAUUUGUAAACUUAAUGCUAGCUUUGAUGUUACCCUUUAUAAUGCACUUAUAGACAUGUAUUCAAAAAGUGGAAAUCUUGAAAUUGCAGAGGAUAUCUUCAAUGGGGUUACUAACAAGGAUGUCUAUACAUGGACUUCAAUGAUUUCCGGGUUUGCGGUUCACGGCAGUGCGAAACGGGCUAUCGAAUUGUUCUCUGAUAUGCUGAGUUUGGGCAUUAGCCCAAACAAGAUCACAUUUUUAGCAGUUCUCUUAGCUUGCAGUCAUGGUGGAUUGGUUGAUGAGGGAAGAAGAAUGUUUGAUGAAAUGAGAAUAGUCUAUAACUACAAGCCUCAAGUUGAGCACUUUGGAUGCAUGGUUGACUUAUUAGGUAGAGCUGGACUUCUAAGAGAUGCUGAAUUGUUGAUACAAGAUAUGGGAAUGGAUGCGGAUAGUGUGAUAUGGAGAUCGCUGCUUAGUGCUUCUCUUAUUCAUGGUGAUUUUGAGUUGGCAGAGCUGGCUGGGAAAAAGAUCAGAGAGAGAGAACCAGAUGAUGAUGGUGUUUAUGUGCUUCUAUGGAACAUGUAUGCUUCUUCCAACAGAUGGAAGGAAGCCCUUGAGAUGAGAAGAAAGAUGAGGGAGAUGAAAUUGUUGAAGAGGCCGGGCUGCAGCUGGAUAGAGGUUGAUGGUAUUGUCCAUGAAUUUAUGGUUGAUGACCUGAUGAAUAUAUUUGAAAGAGAAAUCGGUUGGGUUUUGGAAGAGAUGAGUAAGCAUUUGAGAACAUAUUCUAGUGUCUUAAUUUUGGAAGAAGAUUCUUGGACCUUCUCCAUGGAAAAAUAUAGUUGGCAAGCUCCUUUUUGUUUAUAAUUGACGUAUUUCUAAUCUUGGACAUCCUAUCUUACUUUAUGGCUUUAUUUUGUUAUAACUAGUUCACACAAAGUUUGAUAAAUGUCUGUGAUAAAUAGUUUGU
Messenger RNA from Phalaenopsis equestris, 2074 nucleotides. Its product is annotated as pentatricopeptide repeat-containing protein At2g22410, mitochondrial-like. Gene Ontology annotation, biological process: RNA modification. The transcript is spliced from 2 exons. Gene Ontology annotation, molecular function: RNA binding; protein binding. The coding region runs from base 352 to 1971 and encodes 539 amino acids. The record is from RefSeq and is a predicted model, not a curated record. Lineage: Eukaryota; Viridiplantae; Streptophyta; Magnoliopsida; Asparagales; Orchidaceae.